CAAGUUAGAGUCAACGUACAAAACAUAUUCCGUUCAUGGCGUAACAUAUCUAUAGUCUAAAGACUAUCUAUGAAGAUCUACCUAAUUUUCAGUCGACCAUCUGGACAACAUCGCUUUUGUGACUAUUCGAACGCAUCAAAACUUCAUUAGCAGCCAAUUUUUGGAGAAUGUGGAUUUGUAUGUACCCGAAGAUGAUCGCCCUACAGUUCGCAGACUUCCUGAACUCAGCUCACCUAUGAAGGAAUUGUCUUCAACAGAGGGCGAUGUUUUACCAGAUGAAGAACUACAAACGGCUGGGAAACUGGAAUUGGAUAACCCAUUGAAAGAUGUCCCUGAUGAAGAAGUUGAUUUGCUAGUGGAUGAGGAUUCUGGAAGUGAUAGGGAUGUGACAAAUGAGGAUGAGCAGCUAUCUGAAGAAGGGUAUGCUGGAAGCGACAAAGACGAAGUCAAUGAGGAUGACCAUGAGUUGGAUCAAGAUUCUGACAUUGAUAGUAUGGUCGUCAAUGAAGUUGGAUCAAGACCCUGA
This is a messenger RNA of Cylicostephanus goldi, 526 nucleotides long. The record is from the annotation of a GenBank genome assembly. NCBI's taxonomy places the organism in Eukaryota, Metazoa, Nematoda, Chromadorea, Rhabditida, Strongylidae.